AUGCCACCUCCAAAUACCCCCGCAUCCGACUCGUCAAGCUCAGGCGGAGCUCCCCCGGGCGCCGUGAACAUUGCAUCUCUCUCCGUGCCUCAACUCCGCGCCCUCCAAACCCGCCUCACCUCGGAGCUUGAGCACCUGACCUCCUCGCACCAGAAACUGCGCGCCGCACAAUCCAGAUUCCGUGAUUGCGUGCGGUCCAUCAAUGAUGGGGUCGUGGGGUCGGAGAAGAAGGGAACAGCUGAGAAGGAUGAUAUACUGGUUCCUCUGACGAGCUCUCUGUAUGUGAGGGGUAAGCUCGCGGAUCGAGAGAAGGUGCUUGUUGAUGUUGGGACGGGCUUUUAUGUUGAGAAGACGGCACCGAAGGCCAUUGAGUUCUACGAAGAAAAGGUCAAGGGUUUGGAAACCAAUUGUGUCGAGCUAGAGAAGAUUGUACAGACUAAGAGUGCUCAACUGAGACUAUUUGAAGAUGCUCUGAGACAGAAGAUGCUAAGCGGCGAAGCUGUCCCAUCUUCAACCGCAGCUGCAGGUGCAGGCUAA
This is a messenger RNA of Aspergillus viridinutans, 537 nucleotides long. Its product is annotated as prefoldin subunit 5. Gene Ontology annotation, biological process: regulation of DNA-templated transcription; protein folding. The transcript has 4 exons. NCBI's taxonomy places the organism in Eukaryota, Fungi, Ascomycota, Eurotiomycetes, Eurotiales, Aspergillaceae. The record is from RefSeq and is a predicted model, not a curated record. Bases 1 to 537 code for a protein of 178 amino acids. Gene Ontology annotation, cellular component: prefoldin complex; cytoplasm.